Molecule: messenger RNA, 2958 nt
Organism: Paramecium tetraurelia
Lineage: Eukaryota; Ciliophora; Oligohymenophorea; Peniculida; Parameciidae
Exons: 5
Biological process (GO): protein phosphorylation
Cellular component (GO): protein kinase CK2 complex; nucleus; cytosol
Molecular function (GO): ATP binding; protein serine/threonine kinase activity
Source: RefSeq, a predicted model, not a curated record
AUGUUAUUUAUUAUUUCUAUUUUUCUCUUAACUUUUGGAAGGGAAUCCCCUGAUCCUAAUGAUGCAUUUCUUAAUUAAUCAAUAGCAGUGAUGUUAGGAGGGUAAUAGAAACACUACUAUGAUAAUAAUGUUGUUGUCCAUUCUUCAACUACAAAUCAAAAAAAUCAUUAUUCUUCAAUCUCACCUGAUUACUUUGAUGAUGAUAAAACUACAGAUUUUGUAGAAUAACUAUCACCUUAUGAUUAUAAUCAAGAGAUAAACUUGAAUGAUUUAAGAGUAUCUAGAAUACACCAAAAUGUAAAUAAAAUGGAAUUGAUUCCCUUAAUAAUUCCUGAAGGAAAUAUGAGUGAUUAUGCCGUAAAAAAAUACUUAGGCGAUGGUACCUUUGCAUUUGUGUAAAGUGGGGUAAGAUUAUCAGAUGGUUUACGUGUUGUUUUGAAGUAAAUAAAAUCAUAAUACCUGUGGUGGGCAAGAAUGGAAGCAUAAAUUAUAGAUAUUUUGAAUGAGGAAAAGAAAGCAUCAAUUGUAAGAUUAGUGGAUAUGUAUAUGAACGAUACAAGCCCUGUUUUAGUGUUUUAGGAAUUAGAGGAUAGCAAAACCCUUGAUUAUAGGAUCUAUUCAUUUUAUCAUGAUUUAAUUUUGGAGGAGAUAAAAAAGUUUUAUUUCUAGUUAUUUCAGGGUCUCAGCAUUACUCAUUCAAAGGGAAUUAUGCAUUUAGACAUAAAACCUUAAAAUAUUAUAGUUUCAAAUGAUGAGAUACAAAUAAUUGAUUGGGGAGUGAGUGAUUUUUACUAUCCAUUGAAAGAAUACAGGACAAGAGUAGGGACUCGUCAUUACAGGGCUCCAGAACAAUUGGUCCAUUAUAAGCAUUAUGAUUAUGCAGUUGACGUAUGGGCUUUAGGAUCAAUCCUAGCAUCUACUAUAUUUAAAAAGUACCCUUUUUUCAAAGGAAGAAACAAUGAUGAUUAAUUAUUAUAAGUAGUCAAGGUAUUGGGUUCAAAGGAUUUAUUUUUGUAUUGUGAGAAGUAUAACAUUACAUUAACCGAGAAAUUCAAAAAAACAUUGGAAGGAUAUGAGAGGCAACCUUUGGAGAAUUUCGUUGAUGAGGAGAACAGAGAACUCGCAAGUCCUGCUGUAAUUGAUUUAUUGAAUAAGAUAUUUGUUUAUGAUCACAGAGUUAGGAUAACGGCUGAAGAAAAUGAUAAUUAAAGUGUAAUAGUGAUUGUGUUUAUUGUGAUUAUUAAAAUAAUAGUUGAAAUUUAAUAUAGGAAAAUGAAUGUUUUCUAGUCUAACCAAUUAUCACCUUUUAUAAAUCAAAAAGUAGUUAAGAAGGCCACAGUUCUUAUGCAACCAUCACAGAUGAAGAAAAGUCAUGUGGAUGCAAAACCAAUAAGAUUUUUACAAUGGGACGAUAAUGUUAAGCAAAUCAAGUUAUGUUUGGACAUUAAGAAAUAUAAUUCACUCUUUAGAACUGGGCCUGCUUCUUUCGUUGUCUAUGUAGCUACACGGUCUGAAAUAAAUCAACUUUCUAAAUUGAACUUCGAUAAAAGCUUACCCCUCAUAGACACAACGUUGUAAAAAGGAAUUUACAUUUGGAAUCAUGUGAUAUACAAUGAACAUAAGAACAUCUAAUUAUAUCAACUUUUAUGCAUUUUAGGAGAAUAGUUUAAGGAAAAACAGUUGAGAAGAUAAAGUUUGAAUUUGGUUGAGAACAAUAGUGUAUUUAUACAUGCAGAUACAGUUUUAAUGACAGUGGCCUCUAUUUUGGCAAGUGAAAUUGUAUUCCUCAUUAACAAUAAUGAUGAUGAGAUUUUGGAAAAUUUUCAUUAAAUCACUAAACAUGAUGAUAAUCCUAAUUACAAGUUACAGAUUAUCAAUUUGGUUGAAGGCUAAGGAUAGAGUAUAGACCAAUAUAAAUGGUAUCAAAUCUAUGACAAUAUCAAAAUUACAAUCAUGGAAGAAUCUAAUUAUCUGAGUGCUUCAGGUUCAUCCUUUGUUGAUAAUCCAUCCGACACUCUAUAUAACUGGGCCUUGGAACUUGAAAUGUCAUUAUAGAAAAAGAUUUAUAGAAGUUAUGAAAUCGAUUUUUUGACUUUCUUCUCAAUUGCUGAGAUAAUUACUAAAAGUUCAAUGUCCGAGUUAGAUAAAAUUAAUGUAAUAGAAAAUAUAUUUUUGAAAGCCAUUCAAAAAUAAAUUAAAUAUGAGAAAGACUAUAUAGAAAGCAUAUAUUAUAAAGAAAUCAGGGAGUUUUGUUCAAUCUCAGAAGAAGUCACAGUUGAUUCCUUGGCUUAUAAAUUGAAUCAAAUGAGAGAUCAAGCCAUGUCAUUGUAUUAUGUUCAACUGAGUUAAUUCUAUGAUAAUCCUGAGUAUGAAAAGUGUUUACAAGUCAUCCAAUAGAACAUUGAUUAAUUAGAGCUUGACUGUAUCAGAUACAAUUUCGAAUUGAUGGAUAUGUAUUCUUAUUUAAAUUAUUUAGAUCACUUUAGUGAAUUAAGCUAAUAAAUUGAUAAAAUUGAAAAAAAAUAUAAAGAUGGUUUCCCUGAUUCUUACACUCAAUUCUUGACUGAGAUACUCAAGAUUCGAGAAUUUAGAGGAUUAAAAUACAAUAAUAUCAAAUAAAACUUACAAAGCAGUUAUAAAUCCAAGAUAUUCACCUCUCUCACAGGCUUCGAUAAAUAAUAAAAAUUACUCUAUGAUAAACGAAUGCAAACUUAAAAUGAAAAACAAUAUUAAUUCCUAAAAAUGAGAGACAAAGAAGUUAUGAGAGGAGUUGAAAUCCUUCAAAAUUAUACAGAUUUAAUGAGGGAUGAAAUUGGAACACUCAAAAGUCUUAUUGAUUUCAAUAAUCAAAUAAACAUUUUUGUAAAACAUAGACAAGAAAUCAGAAAGUUGGAUGAUGAAAUACAAUAAUUAUAAUUAUAACUGAAUAAAAUUUAGACUAAAAAAAAGUAAUAAUGA